CGGGCGGACACGCGGAGCUGGGGGCGGCUCGGAGAGGCCGGCGGGGCGCGGCGGGGCUGACCGGCCCCGAUGAGGCGGAAGGAGAAGCGGCUCCUGCAGGCGGUGGCGCUGGUACUGGCGGCCCUCGUCCUCCUGCCCAACGUGGGGCUCUGGGCGCUGUACCGCGAGCGGCAGCCCGACGGCACUCCCGGGGGAUCGGGGGCGGCGGUGGCCCCGGCGGCCGGACAGGGCUCACACAAUCAGCAAAAGAAGACAUUUUUCUUGGGAGAUGGGCAGAAGCUGAAGGACUGGCACGACAAGGAGGCCAUAAGGAGGGACGCUCAGCGCAUAGGAGAUGGAGAACAAGGGAGACCUUACGCCAUGACUGAUGCUGAGAGAGUGGAUCAGGCGUACCGAGAAAAUGGAUUUAACAUCUACGUCAGUGAUAAAAUCUCCCUGAAUCGCUCUCUCCCUGAUAUCCGGCACCCAAACUGCAACAGCAAACACUACCUGGAGAUGCUCCCUAACACGAGCAUAAUCAUCCCCUUCCACAACGAGGGCUGGUCCUCCCUCCUCCGCACCGUCCACAGUGUGCUGAACCGCUCACCCCCGGAGCUGGUCGCUGAGAUUGUGCUGGUCGACGACUUCAGUGAUCGAGAGCACCUAAAGAAGCCACUUGAAGACUACAUGGCCCUUUUUCCUAGCGUGAGGAUUCUCCGAACCAAGAAACGGGAAGGGCUGAUAAGGACCCGGAUGCUGGGGGCCUCAGCAGCAACUGGGGAUGUCAUCACAUUCUUGGACUCACACUGUGAAGCUAACGUCAACUGGCUUCCUCCCUUGCUCGACCGCAUCGCACGGAACCGCAAGACCAUUGUGUGCCCAAUGAUUGAUGUGAUUGACCACGAUGACUUUCGGUACGAGACACAGGCUGGGGAUGCCAUGAGGGGUGCCUUUGACUGGGAGAUGUACUAUAAGCGGAUCCCGAUCCCUCCAGAGCUGCAGAAAGCUGACCCCAGUGACCCAUUUGAGUCCCCCGUGAUGGCCGGCGGACUGUUUGCCGUGGAUCGGAAGUGGUUCUGGGAGCUGGGUGGGUACGACCCAGGCUUGGAGAUCUGGGGAGGGGAGCAGUAUGAAAUCUCGUUCAAGGUGUGGAUGUGUGGGGGCCGCAUGGAGGACAUCCCUUGCUCCAGGGUGGGCCACAUCUACAGGAAGUAUGUGCCCUACAAAGUCCCUGCUGGAGUCAGUCUGGCCCGGAACCUUAAGCGAGUGGCGGAGGUGUGGAUGGACGAGUACGCCGAGUACAUUUACCAGCGCCGGCCGGAGUACCGCCACCUCUCGGCCGGGGACGUGGCGGCCCAGAAAAAGCUCCGCAGCUCCCUGAACUGCAAGAGUUUCAAGUGGUUCAUGACCAAGAUCGCCUGGGACCUGCCCAAAUUCUACCCACCCGUGGAGCCCCCGGCUGCGGCUUGGGGGGAGAUCCGCAACAUGGGCACAGGGCUGUGUGCAGACACAAAGCAUGGGGCCCUGGGCUCCCUGCUGAGGCUGGAGAACUGCGUCAGGGGCCGCGGGGAGGCUGCCUGGAACAACAUGCAGGUGUUCACCUUUACCUGGAGGGAGGACAUCCGGCCUGGAGACCCCCAGCACACCAAGAAGUUCUGCUUUGAUGCCAUCUCUCACACCAGCCCAGUCACCCUCUAUGACUGCCACAGCAUGAAAGGCAACCAGCUGUGGAAAUACCGCAAAGACAAGACCCUGUACCACCCUGUCAGCGGCAGUUGCAUGGACUGCAGUGAAAGUGACCACAGGAUCUUCAUGAACACCUGCAACCCCUCCUCUCCCACCCAGCAGUGGCUGUUUGAACACACCAACUCAACAGUCUUGGAAAAUUUCAAUAGAAACUGAGCCUUCAUGUCCCCUUGGCAGGCCCAGCGGGGUACCCUGUGGCACUCACUGCAGGCUUCCUCUCCUGAGGGAGGCAGGGCCUCCGUGGGCACCAUGGUGUAAAAGGUGCUGUCCAAAUGGUUCCAGGUGAAGAGGGCUCUUGAAACUGGAGCAAGAGAUCUGCCUGGUCCUUGAGCCCCUGAGUCAUGGGGUGGGGUGGAGAGCAUGCCCCACAAGAGACCCCAUAAGAGAGCAGAGCCUGCUCUAAUCCCUGCUGGCAUCGUGGAAAAGCAGGGGGGCCUUUUUAACUUUGUCUCCAUAUCCCCUCGGGCACUGUGCAAGAGAAUACCAGGGCAGCUCUAGGCCACCCAAAAAUGAGUCCUGCAAGGUUGCCCAGACCGCGUGUGGCUCUCAUAUGUGACGGUGCUUUAGAAAGAGAGGCAACGUUUGUCUCUCUGGGGCGGCUGUUAACACCGAUGCCACCCAUCUGCAGCAGAAGGGAAAGCUCUUCUAGGAACCUUUUAGUUUCUGCCUGUGACUGAAGUUACUUGCCCAGCUUCUGUUCUCUGUCACAGCCUCAGGUGAUGUAGUCAAAGGCCAUACCUGGGGCUCUCAGAGGGUUUAGUACUGAAUGCUGGCCAGCUGCCAGGCAUGGGUCAGAAGAGGGACCUCCAGACAUUCCUUUUCGGCCAAGGGUAUAUGGGAUGUCUACCCUGCUCUCUGGGUAUUUGAAAUGCUCAUUUUAGUGCUCUGCAGGCACCAGGGAAGCCCAGCCACCAGCUUUUCAGGGCUUGGUUCAGAUUGCCUUGGGCCCAUGAAAAAGGACAAGUAGAAGACCUCCAAACUAGAAAUGCUGGCUGAAUUUCCCUAAUCCAUGCUUCCACUUCCCUUUCUCUCUUUCCCGGGCAAUUACCUGCCUCAGGAGAGGAGCCGAGGUGCUGCAAGGUGUUCACCUCACAGUCUGGAGCCUCCAGGAUCAACCGUGGGCAAGGUGCCUACCCUCUGACCUCACGAUGGUUCUAGUUCUCAUA
Cynocephalus volans (Philippine flying lemur) is the source of this 2891-nucleotide messenger RNA. It is a transcript of the gene GALNT10, whose product is annotated as polypeptide N-acetylgalactosaminyltransferase 10. Gene Ontology annotation, biological process: protein O-linked glycosylation. Gene Ontology annotation, cellular component: Golgi apparatus. The transcript is spliced from 12 exons. The coding region runs from base 70 to 1881 and encodes 603 amino acids. Gene Ontology annotation, molecular function: polypeptide N-acetylgalactosaminyltransferase activity. The record is from RefSeq and is a predicted model, not a curated record. Lineage: Eukaryota; Metazoa; Chordata; Mammalia; Dermoptera; Cynocephalidae.